GGUAAAGGUCAUCCUAAUUGUUGAAUGUCUAUACUUGACAUCGACUCUGUCUUUGUACUGUUCAACUGUUGUUUAUAAUUUUUUGUAAUCAAUUUUUCCAAAUUCGUACUUGUGUAGCUGUGUCUUACAAAUUUGUAUUGUAACUUGUAUUGUAAGGUGCAAUUGAUUUUUUUUAUCAUUAAAAUAUCUAUUGAAUAUUUAAAUUAAAAUGGUGAACAAAUGUAGCAUUCGAGGAUGUCCUACGGUUCCUUCAAAAGCUACACCAAUGCAUAGUAUUCCUAAAAAUGAAGAACUGGGUAAUUUGUGGCUCAGUGCUAUUAGGAAAGUGGAUAUUAACUUUAAAAACUCAAAGUAUUCCAAAGUUUGUUUUUUACAUUUUGAAGAAAAUGACUAUACUUUGAGCCUGGUUAAUAACAAGAAAGUUCUGAAAAAAAAUGCUGUGCACAGUAUUUUUACAUUUACAAAAAUUCGUAAAGAACUAUUUCCCAAGACUGUGUGUGACACAAAUAUUGGAACGAUUGAUGUACCUUGUUUGGAGACAGAUAAUUCAAUUCCUUUGAGAGACCAAGAUCUAUCGGAAGAGGUAAAUAAUGUUAUAGAAGUAAGUAUGGCUGAGUUGGAAAAUAGCAUUGUUAUGCAAGAAUCAAAUCUAUCUGAAGAGGUAGAUACUAUUGAAAUAAGUAUGGCUGAUUUGGACAAGAGUACCAUUAUGCAAGAAUCAAGUACCAGUGUAUUUGAUUGUCAACCUGAGGCAUCAACUUUGAGGAGAGGGAAAAGUCCAUUAAAUCAAAAAGCCAGUAAGAGAAAACAUUAUGUUGGUGAUUUUAAACUGGACGACUUAGAUUCACCAAACAGGAGGUAUAAAUAUUGUUUGGCAACCAAAAGAGAACGUAAAGCAAAGAACGAUAAAAUUUCUCAGAUAUAUCUGAGAUCACAUCAUGAUCAGCAGUAUCCUCCUCUUCAACAUCAACCUCCUCUUCAAUUAUAUAAUCAUUUAGUAAACAAGUAUCAUCUUCCAAUAAUUUUAUUGACAACUCUUUAUUAUUUGCCCAACAAUUAA
Aphis gossypii (cotton aphid) is the source of this 1060-nucleotide messenger RNA. RefSeq lists its product as uncharacterized. Bases 209 to 1060 code for a protein of 283 amino acids. The record is from RefSeq and is a predicted model, not a curated record. NCBI's taxonomy places the organism in Eukaryota, Metazoa, Arthropoda, Insecta, Hemiptera, Aphididae. The transcript is spliced from 7 exons. Gene Ontology annotation, molecular function: sequence-specific DNA binding.